GUUUGAUCUGUCGAUCAAUCAGAUUGCGAAGUCAUUAAAACUCCACGAAAAUGUCCUGGAUUUUUUUUCUCUUUUCAUCUUGUUCAUCUCGUUUUGAAAUGUCUACUGAAUCUGUUAUUCUCGUUACUGGUGGUACUGGUCUUGUUGGUGAAGCCAUCAAGUGGGUUAUUGAAAAUGAAUCCGAUCCUCGUUACGGUAAGAAAGAUAACGAAAAAUGGGUCUUUUUGUCUUCCAAGGACGGUGACUUGAGAAAAGAAGACCAAGUCAAGGCUAUUUUCGAAAAGUAUAAGCCUACACAUGUCAUUCAUUUGGCUGCUUUGGUUGGUGGUUUAUUCAAAAACAUGAAAUAUAAGCUUGACUUUUUGCGUGAUAACAUGCUUAUUAAUGAUAAUGUCUUGUGGCAAUCCAAAGAAUACAACGUCAAGAAGGUUGUCUCUUGUCUUUCUACCUGUAUUUUCCCUGACAAGACUACUUAUCCUAUUGAUGAAACUAUGGUUCAUAAUGGUCCCCCUCAUGAAUCCAACUUUGGUUACGCUCAUGGUAAGCGUAUGAUUGAUGUCUACAACCAUGCCUACAAGGAUCAAUUUGGUUGUCAUUUCACUUCUGUCAUUCCUACCAAUAUCUUUGGUCCUCAUGAUAACUAUGAACUUGAAGGUUCUCAUGUCUUGCCUGGUUUGACUCACAAGUGUUACCUUGCUAAGAAGAACAACACUCCUUUUAUUGUCUGGGGUUCUGGUAAGCCUCUUCGUCAAUUCAUUUAUUCUCGUGAUUUGGCCAAGCUCUUUAUCUGGACUUUGAGAGAAUAUGAAGAAAUUGAUCCCAUCAUCUUGUCUGUCGGUGAAGAAGAUGAAGUCUCUAUUAAGGAUGUUGCUGAUGGUAUUGUCAAGGCCAUGGACUUCCAAGGUGAAUACUCUUUCGAUUCUACCAAGGCUGAUGGUCAAUACAAAAAGACCGCUAGUAAUGCCAAGUUAAUGAAAUACAUCCCUGACUUUAAGUUCACACCUUUUGAUGUUGCUAUCAAGGAGUCUGUUGAAUGGUUUGUUGAAAACUAUGAUACCUGUCGCAAGUAGAUUUUUAUUAUUAUUAUUCAAUAAAAUG
Molecule: messenger RNA, 1098 nt
Organism: Gilbertella persicaria
Lineage: Eukaryota; Fungi; Mucoromycota; Mucoromycetes; Mucorales; Choanephoraceae
Exons: 8
Coding region: 51-1070 (339 amino acids)
Biological process (GO): nucleotide-sugar biosynthetic process
Molecular function (GO): GDP-L-fucose synthase activity
Source: RefSeq, a predicted model, not a curated record